AUGGCUGGUGGUGAGGAGACGCGGAAAUCUACGGAUUCUUUAGCUCAGGAGAGUUCCAUUAUUGAUACAUUUGCUCCUGAAGCUAGGUUCGAGUGUCCUAUUUGUUUGGCUUGGCUUAGGGACCCUGUUGUUACUGCCUGUGGUCACAGAUUUUGCAGGGGAUGCAUUUAUUCUUGGCUUGAGCGCGAACAUGCUUGCCCUGUCGAUAAUAUGAAAUUAGAUGUGGAAAAGGACAUAUUCCCCGACAACUUCACUAGAAGAGAAAUUUCUCAGCAAAAAGCAAGGUGUCCCUAUAUCGUUCGUGGUUGCAUAGAAGAAUUAUCUCCUCUGGAUGUGGAAUCUCACAUGAUUAUUUGUAAAUUUAGACCCCCUGAACUGCCGGAAAACGAAAAAUUGCGCUGCCAAUUUGUUGAUGUUGGGUGUACUGAUAAGUUUGAGGACGAGCCCGAGUUACAGAGACAUUUAGAAAGUGAGGUUACAAAGCAUUUAUCGCUAUUAUCGCAAGCUUACACGAAAAUAACUAUAAGUAAUCAAGCAUCAACAAGUGCUAUAGCACAGCAGGCAAAUUUCUGGGAUCCCCCUGCAAAAAACGAACAAGUUUCUACAAGUGAAGCUGAUGAAGGCGUGAAUGCUUUACUAAGGGCAAUGUACGAGAAAAUUGUGGUUCUAGAGCAAAAAUCCAGGGAACAAGACAUAAUAAUAUCGAAUAUGUCCGAACAAAUCAAUUCGUUAAACUUAUCGAUGUCUAAAAUGCAAUUAAGACAUUGCAAUGGCUGUUAUUUGUGGUAUAUCAACGAUUUUAAGAACAAAAUAAAGGAUAUGCAGAAAGACCAUCAUCUUAUGUUUUAUAGUCCUGGAUUUUAUACCUCUGCUAAUGGAUAUAAAUUGUGUGUACGGCUAAAUUUAUCACCCAGAGACCCAAAUUAUAUCGCUAUAUUAAUUCAUAUGAUGAAAACUGAGCAUGAUAACACAUUAGAAUGGCCAUUUAGUGGGAGAUUAUCAAUAACAGUUAUCCAUCCAAUUGAAUCCUAUAGAAAUAUCAAAGAAACUAUGAUGACACGUCCGGAGUUGGAAGCGUUUAAACGCCCUGUACAGGAUUUAAAUCCCCGAGGGUUUGGUUAUACCGAGUUUGUCUUGGUGGAAGACCUAAAAAUUCAGGAAUUUAUGAGGAAUAAUACUCUUGUUAUUAAAGUGCAAGCUCAACCUGUCUAA
Molecule: messenger RNA, 1212 nt
Organism: Brassicogethes aeneus
Lineage: Eukaryota; Metazoa; Arthropoda; Insecta; Coleoptera; Nitidulidae
Source: the annotation of a GenBank genome assembly